Molecule: messenger RNA, 1072 nt
Organism: Drosophila novamexicana
Lineage: Eukaryota; Metazoa; Arthropoda; Insecta; Diptera; Drosophilidae
Product: ficolin-2-like
Exons: 2
Coding region: 48-1034 (328 amino acids)
Source: RefSeq, a predicted model, not a curated record
AUUGAACUUGACUGUGUGAUGAUCGUAAUCGGGUAUUUUCAAUAAGCAUGAGUUCAGAAUUACAAAUUAUUUUAAUAGCGUGCGUAGUCAUUUGGAUAUUAAAAUCAGAAAAUCAUCAGAAAAAACAGGAGGAGCCAGUGAGUGAGGUUCCCAAUAUGCCGAAGGUAAAAUCUAGGGAAGAUUUUAUCAAAGAAAUGGAAGAAAGCUGGUCAGCAUAUUUUGUGUAUAAAAUAAAGCCCACACUUGAACAAACAAUGAACAUACAAGGUUUACACCAGCAGAUUAUGGAGCAAGAGGAAAUGAUAAUAGCACAUCAGAAACUAUUAGGAGCGAUGCAAACCAAUUUAAGUGUCUGUGAAAUAAACAACAAGGCUAAAGAAAUGAUAAUUGAUCAACUACUAUCUAGAGUUUUGCUAAGCGAUGCAAAUAAACUGGUAAAAUCCUUUAAGUCAAAUUGUAUUGGUAAAUUGACCGAAAUUUACGAGAUAGAAGUGCCUGGCAUCGACCCAUUUCUGGUGCCCUGUGACUCCACUUUGGCUGGUUCCGGUUGGACAGUCAUACAGAGGCGUCAGGAUGGAAGCGUUAAUUUUAACCGAAACUGGGCAGAAUAUCGUCAGGGAUUUGGUAGUCUGGAUGGAGAAUUUUUUAUCGGUCUUGAGAAACUGCAUUUAAUGACCAAGUCACAGAAACACGAGUUAUAUAUACAUCUUGAGGAUUUUGAAAAUCAACAUCGUUAUGCCCGAUACAGUGAGCUUCUGAUAGCUGACGAGGCUGCAUCGUAUAUGUUAAGGAUUCUUGGAGAAUAUUCUGGCAAUGCUGGCGAUUGGUUGACCAAACACAACAACACCAUGUUCUCAACUGCAGACAUGGAUAAUGAGUGCGCCAUGCGCUACGAAUCUGGCUGGUGGUAUCAUAAUUGUUCUCAUUGUAAUCUAAAUGGAUUAUAUACUACGAAUGAAGAUCAACCUGGUAUAAAAUGGAAUUCAAUUUCAGUUAAAUUUGUUCAAAUGAUGAUUCGACCGAUAGAAAAUUAAAUGAGAUCUAAAAUUUGGCAAAAUUGUUCAAAAAUCAU